CCCUCGAAUGAUCCAUCCAACCGUCUACCAGUCUGACCAACGUCCCAUGCUACCUAUUAUGGUAUAACUAAGUCUCGCACUGGCAUUCGCUAUAUAUCGUCGAGUUCGUCGACCGGCUCGGGUACAUAUCACAUCUAUCCAUCGGCACUACACAAAGUCAACUCCUCUUUUUGGGGCGCAUAUAUACUUCGGCAGAGCCAGCGCGCGCCUUCGCUUUCGGGAAGACCGUUUUCUCUCUAGCUAGCUGCUCAACGACUUCUCACCUGUCCGGCUAUCAUACAUCCUAUCUUCCCUGCUAUGGCUUCAGUGACGGAAGCUCGCCGAAGCCCCUUCUCGCUCGAUCCUCACAACCAGGGGCUUCACAAAUCCAUACCGAUCCUCCCCUCCUCCUCCGGCUCUACGUUGACUCCGCCACGAGAUCCAAUGGAUAUUACGCCGUCUACGGCUCCCUCAAUGGGACCUCCAGUCCUGACCAGCUCGAAUAGCGACAGAGGCGGCGGUACCAACCAGGGCUCGAAUGGGGAUUCGGACACACCAAUAACAAAUGGGACGUCAACACCAGCAAUCGGAGCGGCGGCGGCAGCACAGCAGCCAAAGGUCGUCCAGACUGCUUUCAUUCACAAACUAUACAAUAUGCUCGAAGACCAAAGUAUUCAACACCUCAUUUCCUGGUCGAGCUCAAACGAGAGCUUUGUCAUGUCCCCUUCGAGCGAGUUCUCCAAAGUCUUGUCAUCGUACUUUAAGCACACCAAUAUUUCCUCUUUCGUCCGACAGUUGAACAUGUACGGCUUCCACAAAGUCAGUGAUGUGUUCCACACCGGCUCUCCCGACUCCCCCCUCUGGGAGUUCAAGCAUGGCAACGGCAAUUUCAAAAGAGGGGACCUGGUGGGCCUACGGGAAAUCAAGCGCCGAGCGUCGCGGCACGCGCUCAUUCACAGAGACUCAUUUUCCGCACCCAAAAUCCCUACCGGCCCGCCAGCCGGAGCGCCCGUCGAGUCAAUGCCUGACCCCGUCGAGUCUCGACUGCACGUCCUGGAAAACAGCCUCUACGACAUGCACGCGAGGGUGCAGCGCUCAGAAGACAGUUACGCCUAUCUCAAUCAAAGGAACUCGCUUCUCAUGGAGGGCAUGAUGCGAUGUCACCAGUGGAAUCACGAGCUCACAAAUUACCUUUUGACCAUGGUGCCAGACCCGGAAAAUCAGAUCCACAAGGAUGUCGUUUUGAUGCAGCGAGAUAUUGCCCGGCAGACGGACAUGCUACGUGCGCUCGAGGAACCGCAAGAACCUCCGCUCUCUGCACGUCAAUCGUACUUCAUGCACAUUGACAACAGCAACGCGCCCCCGCUCUCUCCACGGCAGAUUCCACAGGAUCAUAUGGCCGACCAACGGCGCGGCUCGCUGGCAGGAAACGCUCGCCAAGCUCCGUUCAAGCCCCCAGUCCCUGCCCAUAUAGCCAUUUCUCCACGUCGAUAUGGCUCAAUAGGGACGGGUAAUUACUCUCCUUCUUCAGCCAGAACUCCAGGAAGUCACCAGCCACCCCCACCGCCUCCACCAUCCAUCCAGCAUCCGCCCCAGAAUUUGGGAAACAGCGCAAAUAGUUCUUCCCCACCAUACAACCUCUACAGGCGGCACACGUCGGCAGAUAUCCGCACCCAUGGCUGGCCACCGCAGCAGCCUCCACCGUCUCAUUCCCCAUAUGCAUCUGGUCACAACUCUUCCCAGUGGCCUUCCUCUCCUCACCGGACACCUAUCGGAGGUGGAGAUCAGCAGCUCCGUGAUGCUUUGGAAUCUUACCAGCUGCCCCGUCCUCCACGCCAGCAGUCGUCUCGCCAGGGUACGCCCCCUUCUUCAGCGAACGACACGGCUCCUUCUACACUGAGCGCCGAAAGCGGCUGGUCACUUCCGGGGGCACGUUUUCCCUUCAAAGGCAUCGACACUCCUGGCCCACCAACGCGCCGCUCGAGCAUGGCAUCCAACGUGCACUCUCUUCUCAAUCCCGCCGAGACGGCCGAGCGAGCGGAUGAAGACGAGCCGGAGGAUGUGCGCAAGAGGAAGAGGAUGCAAUGAACGGUACAUUCCUUCCCAAUUUAGGGUCGCAUCUUGCUCAUCAUGUACUUGUACGCUUAUAGUCGAGGAAGCGUUCCUCUUGCUACCUGCAUUCUUUCAGAACAACCCGGACAUCCCGACACCGGUAUUCAGCAUCGCUUUCUUUCCACUUAAAACAUUGCGCCUGGGUUUCGCGUCAUGCGCCUACCAAAAAUUUCGCCAGUCACACUUCGUUCCGGUU
Aaosphaeria arxii CBS 175.79 is the source of this 2287-nucleotide messenger RNA. RefSeq lists its product as uncharacterized. The transcript has 6 exons. Gene Ontology annotation, biological process: regulation of DNA-templated transcription. The record is from RefSeq and is a predicted model, not a curated record. Gene Ontology annotation, molecular function: sequence-specific DNA binding; DNA-binding transcription factor activity. NCBI's taxonomy places the organism in Eukaryota, Fungi, Ascomycota, Dothideomycetes, Pleosporales. The coding region runs from base 298 to 2067 and encodes 589 amino acids.